CGUGAUACUGAUACACGUGAUACGGUGUUAAUUAAUUCCACCAUAUGAUUAUGUGUUCAAAAUCAUAUUCAGGCCUAUCACCAUUCCGAUGCCAUAGCUCUUUCGUGCUGGUAAAAUUCAUGCUUUAUUUAACGCUGUUUCAUUCAAUAAACGGAUUUAAUCUGGACACUGAUAGUAGAAUAGAACUUGAUGGAACCAAUGCCGGAAGUUACUUUGGCUACACAGUCGCCAUGCUGAACCAAAAUGACCAAAAUAGAUGGAUUUUGCUUGGUGCUCCUAAGGACAACAGUCACUUUCUUCCUGAUGCAGAUAGACCCGGAGCUAUAUAUAAAUGUACUUUUACCCUGGACUUCAGUAAUCACAGCUGCGAGGAAUUAUUUAUUGAUAAUAAAACCGAAGGUGAUUCGGCCCAGUUCAACGGCAAGAAUAGAAUAUUUACACAUGGAAGAGACGGUCAAUGGCUGGGAGCUUCACUGGAUGUAAAUAAAGACGCGGGCAUUGUGACGUGUGCUAAUCGCUGGUAUAACAAACAAUUUGAAGUAGCUCAGAUUUACUACAUGAAUGGACUGUGCUAUGAAAUACCUCUAGAUUUCAACAGAAACAAUAUCAAGAAGAUCCCCGGGCUUGUUGGACUUGACAAGCAAACAAUGACUGAUCCCAGAACAAACAUCACAAAACUCAAUUACGGCAUGGGCGCUCUAGGUUCAUCCGUCCACUAUUCAAGUAAGAGAGAACAUAUAUUAUUAGGAGCCCCGGGCUUGUGGUAUUUUACAGGGGGCUUGAUAGACAUGCACCGUUCCGAUGCAUUGAUCACAGAGAACUCAAAACCACCUACGGAGAGGAACGAAAUGGCGGGAUAUGCAAUAACAAGUGGACAAUAUUUUGGCAUGGGUUUAACUACGUUUGCUAUAGGAGCGCCACGAGAUCAUCUUACUGGGAAGGUUAGUGGAUAAAAUGUCGGAUUAAUUCUAUUACCCAGUUUGCAAAAGCAAGAAUAUGUACCUGCGGCACUGUCAUUUUAUUUACUUUUGGUAUGACGCCAAAACAACACGAAGAACUGUUUUUUAUCUAUUUUACCAGUAGAGACAUUACUCGUGGAGUGACAGAUAGUAAUUCUA
This is a messenger RNA of Ruditapes philippinarum (Manila clam), 1118 nucleotides long. RefSeq names its product integrin alpha-9-like. Bases 45 to 953 code for a protein of 302 amino acids. Gene Ontology annotation, cellular component: external side of plasma membrane; integrin complex. NCBI's taxonomy places the organism in Eukaryota, Metazoa, Mollusca, Bivalvia, Venerida, Veneridae. Gene Ontology annotation, molecular function: integrin binding. The transcript is spliced from 6 exons. The record is from RefSeq and is a predicted model, not a curated record. Gene Ontology annotation, biological process: cell-matrix adhesion; cell adhesion mediated by integrin; cell-cell adhesion.